Dreissena polymorpha is the source of this 2293-nucleotide messenger RNA. RefSeq lists its product as uncharacterized. The record is from RefSeq and is a predicted model, not a curated record. Bases 12 to 983 code for a protein of 323 amino acids. The transcript is spliced from 6 exons. NCBI's taxonomy places the organism in Eukaryota, Metazoa, Mollusca, Bivalvia, Myida, Dreissenidae.
GUCCCACGGGAAUGGAACAGAAAGUGUCAGGAAAGUGCACACCGUGUGAUAGAAGCUUCUACAAAGACAACGCAGGCAACAACAAGUUUGCCAUGUGCAAGCCAUGUGGUAACGGGAAUACGACUGAAACAACAGGGGCUACUUCUUGGACCAUGUGUAGCAUACCCGAUGAAGAUAAAGAGCAAUCGUCGACAAUUAUAUGGAUUGCAACGACGUCGGGAUUAUGUCUGCUAAUAGUUGGCUUCACCAUCGCUGGUUGUCUGUGUAUGCGAAGGAAGAAAAAGAAGAGGGCCCAAAAAGCCGUUCAACUGAAUGAACUAAAACCAUCGGAUAUACCACUAGAAUUGAUAGACAGCAACAGUGGUAAUUAUGAUGUCUUGCUCGACGACAAUAAUGAAGACAACAGCGGUAAUUAUGAUGUCUUGCCAAACGACGAUAAUAACGACAACACCGAUCAUUAUGAUGUAUUGCCCGACAACGUCCAUGACGACUUUAUCGUUCCGUAUGCAGUCGUCCCUUUGGACAAAACAGAGCGUGAGGCGACACCAAUGUACACAUCUCUUCAGCCACAGAUAACAAAUGAUUAUCAGCACACUGGUUUGCGAGAACCCAGCUACAUGAUCCCAGCAUCAUCGCAUUUAUUGGGCCGAAUAGGUGAGAGCGAAAGUUCAGUUCAGACAUAUUCUGCAGUGGCCGAAGAACUAGACAAUGCCGCCACAUCGGAGACAAAGUACAAGGCGUCCGCAGAACUGAUAAAUGUCACUAAAGAAAUAACAACUAACGCUAGCGCCGAAAAACUGUUUGAUUAUGGUAAAAGUGAGGACAACUUUGAAGCGGAGACAAAUUACACCGUCGCCAAACAGGAGAAAAUUCAUGAAAGUGGGGAAACAAAUUACACAGACUUUGAAUUUUUGGAGAAUGACACUCAAGGGGGGAAAAACAAAGAAUCCGGAAUCAAGGAUUACGUUUUCGUAAUAAAAUAGGGUACAUGAGAUUAACAACAUCAUAGGGGACAUUUUUUCCGAAUAGGAAUGUUUUCAUAUGGUUUUAACCUAUGCAGUCAAUUGUUAAAUUCCUCAAAGCAAAUUUACAUGUUUGUGUUGCAAAUAUAACUAUUUACCCCCAGUCACGAGCUUUGUCAAAAUAAACGACCUAGCAAUAAACCUUAUGAUUUCAGAAAUUCUUGGAUAUAGUUGUCAUGCACAUAAUAACGUCGUAUUGUUGUUUAUAAACAUAACGCCAAUUGUCAUUUAUGGUGUUCGUUCUUUGAUUUAUUGGUGUUUUAUUUUCUUUAUUUGGGGAUAUUGCUGUUUGUUGUUGUUUUUUAAACAGAACCGAAUAUUUUAAGAAUACUGUACGAUAAAACAAUUCUAGGUAUAAAUGUCGAAUACAAAUUCGUUUAUUGGCUUGUCAAGUAGGCAUCUCCAAUACCCCAGGCUUAUUGCUCAGUUUUUUUGUGUAAGCAUCGCUAAAUAAUUGUAUGUGAACUGAUUUCCUUAAACGAGUUGAGGAACAUUGUUACGAGCAGUUAACGAACCUCUUUUUCGAAUCCUCAGGACUUGUUUAAUACACUAUGAAAGGAGUCGACGAUCACUGGUUAAACUUGUGAAUGGCAUGUUCUUCAACAAAUGAACAAACAAUACUCUUUCAAAAAAUGUUGAUGAACCCCAACAGUUAAUAAAGAAAGAUACUAGUAUAUGCUUUUCAGAGCCACAAUCUACUAUCCCUGUAUAUGUUUAAAAAUAUAAAUAUAUCAGUGUAUUAAGAAGACCACUUUUUUAUCUCGAAGGAACCACCGAAGAAACAACCGUGUCGUCGGUAGGUGAUUUCCAGAAUAAGCCAACUAUACCUGUAAACAAGUCAGAUGUACGGUUAGAAACAUCAUAACCUCAUACUUGUGAUAAGGGUACUUGUUCAACCUAAUGAGCAAUAAAAUAUAGAUUUUUUUUUGAAGCUUAGGUCAACGUUUACAGUAUUUAUUAUUACAAUUAGACAAAUAUACAUUAUUGAUUUGAUUUAUGUAAUGUAUGAAUGUUAUAAGCCUACCACCUUUUUUAUUAAAUAGUGUGUGUUGCGUUUAUAAAUUAACUAUACUAUUACUUAUGAACCAUGGUCAUCCAGAUUGUAAAAAUAUAUUCUUAGAGCGUACAUCAAACGUUUCCAUUGUUUCAUCUGUUUAAUGUGUCUGGUUUGUUUAGCACUUGGCAUAUGUAUUGAUUUAUAUGUGUCUUAAACAUGACCUGCUAUUUAUCAAUUAACAUUCAUUUCCGUUCAUAUAUUCAUACCAUGUAGA